This is a messenger RNA of Oreochromis aureus, 1091 nucleotides long. It is a transcript of the gene btf3, whose product is annotated as basic transcription factor 3. NCBI's taxonomy places the organism in Eukaryota, Metazoa, Chordata, Actinopteri, Cichliformes, Cichlidae. The coding region runs from base 117 to 602 and encodes 161 amino acids. The transcript is spliced from 6 exons. The record is from RefSeq and is a predicted model, not a curated record. Gene Ontology annotation, cellular component: cytosol; nascent polypeptide-associated complex.
CUCAGGGCAGGAACACCCAACGCGCGCUAGUUUGCACUUCUUGUACUACGUCACUUCCUCCCUCCUCUCUCUCGCUUCCAUCUUGCUCCCCGCAUGUGUUUGCUGUUAGUUUACAGAUGAAAGAAGCAAUAAUGAAUCAAGAAAAACUUGCAAAGUUACAAGCGCAAGUCCGCAUUGGUGGAAAGGGAACAGCUCGCAGAAAGAAGAAGGUGGUCCACAGAACAGCAACCGCAGAUGACAAGAAGCUACAGUUCUCCUUAAAGAAACUCGGUGUGAACAACAUCUCCGGCAUUGAGGAGGUCAACAUGUUUACAAAUCAAGGAACAGUCAUCCAUUUCAACAAUCCCAAAGUGCAGGCCUCCCUCGCAGCCAACACCUUCACCAUCACUGGCCACGCUGAGACCAAACAGCUGACUGAGAUGCUGCCAGGCAUCCUGAACCAGCUGGGAGCAGACAGCUUGACGAGCCUCAGGAGACUCGCCGAGGCUCUGCCUAAACAAGCUGCAGAUGGAAAAGCGCCAAUUGCUGCAGUAGAAGAAGAAGAUGAUGUUCCAGAUCUGGUGGAGAAUUUCGAUGAAGCAUCCAAAGACGAGGCCAACUAGAGGGGACGGGACUCCAGAGUGUCGAAACUUGACAGGACCACGUGGGGCACAAGAUGUUGUAAUGUCUUUUUUCAAGGGGUGGAAAGUUUAACAGUUGAAGUACCUGAGAAGAUGGAAAAACACGUCAAAUUCUUUUUGGCUUGUGAGCAUUCUGUAACAUGUGCAACACCUGAAAGUACUUGCAUACUCUUAAGUGAAUUAUUUUUGAGUAACUUUUUUUAGAAUAGUACUCUGUAUUAAAUCUUGAGUAGCAGUAUUUCCGUGAAAGGUAUUUUAGUACUCAUUCCACCUCCCCUUUGCCACCAGACUUCCUUAAUGCUUGUUGUGCUGUGUGGUCGGAGUGAGAGAGUGUUUGUAAAAAUGUGGUGUUAAAGGCUCACGUUGUCCUUCUGUUUCCUCCAUGUUACUGACCCCCUAAAUCUGUGGCCUCCCUAAAAACACCAUAUCUGGAAUAAACCUUUGCUACUGUCAAUAAAUAGCUAAAAAUUC